AUGGCUGCGCGGUAUACGCCGCCGCACUCUUUGGGUCAGCGUCGAGCAUCCUUACGAGAUGCUGCGGCCAGCGACCACGAGAAUAAUAUUCCUCGCAGCGUACCGCAGUCACUGACCGACAUGCCGUCUCGCAUGCCGGCAGGAAGCAAGGACAUGUCGUCCGACAAUAAUACCACCAGUCACAACCACCACCCGAAACCUCUACCCACCCCGAAUAAAUCUACAUCCCCUCUUCCCAGCAAUCUGCUUCCAUCCGCACCAGCGUCUCCGCCGACCCCAGCACCGAGUCCGACACCGCAUCAUACAGUCUCGAAUUGGCAGUCUAGUCUGGGGGCCCAUGGUGGUGGGAGUGGCGGCCACGAGGUGGACGACGAAGACGAAGAGGAUAGUCUACUACUCAAGGCUCAAAUACAUUUCAGUUCGAUGGGCAGUGCCCAGAAACAAAAGUUUUUGGUGGAUAUAUUGAAUCUUUGCGAUAAUCAGCAGCUCAGUUUUAUUUCGAGUUUGAUCAGUCCUCGGUUGAGGAAGGAUCCGUUUUUGGCUUUUCCGAAUGAAAUAUGUUUAAGGGUCCUCUCGUUCGUCGACGAUCCGAAAACCCUCGCCCGCGCAUCACAAGUAUCGAAGCGAUGGCACGAGCUUAUCAACGACGAUAUAACAUGGAAGCACUUAUGCGAUAAACAUGCAUACGUAUAUAGAAGGCUGUCCGAUGACGAUCGGGACUUUGUCGACCCAUUCCAUGGCGGUCGACGAUUAUCCUCUCGAAGUUCGACAGGCAGCGAUUAUCAACAUCACACCAGCUUUCAACCCUGGAGGAGAAGAAAGUCAACCUCAUCGGUUGCUGAUAGUGUAAGUAGCAUGUCUACGGAUCAUCCAUUAGAGUCAUCAUGGCCUCCGCCGUCUCCCACAUCGAAUCGGAAGCGUCGCGUGCAACCGUCAUCGUAUCGCACGCACUUUAAGAAGAAAUAUAUGGUCGAGUCGGCGUGGAAUAAGGGCGGUCGCUGCACACAGAAACAUGUCACUCCCGACCAAGGCGUUGUGACAAGUCUGCAUUUGACGUCGAAAUAUAUUGUAGUUGCCUUGGAUAAUGCAAAAAUUCAUGUAUACGACACGAAUGGAGGAAACCAAAAGACGCUAGAAGGACAUGUGAUGGGUGUAUGGGCUAUGGUUCCUUGGGACGAUCUACUCGUCAGUGGCGGAUGUGAUCGCGAAGUGCGAGUCUGGAACAUGGCAACAGGAGCAUGCACGCAUUUAUUACGCGGUCAUACCUCGACGGUACGAUGUUUGAAGAUGUCGGAUAAAAAUACCGCCAUUUCUGGGUCAAGGGACACAACCCUAAGAAUCUGGGACUUGGUCACUGGUAAUUGUCGGGGAGUGCUGGUUGGCCAUCAGGCUAGUGUGAGAUGUCUAGGCAUCCACGGUGACUUGGUGGUUUCCGGUAGCUAUGACACAACCGCACGUAUUUGGAGUAUUUCAGAAGGUCGGUGUUUGCGAACGCUAUCCGGUCACUUUAGCCAGAUUUAUGCCAUUGCAUUUGACGGUCGGCGAAUUGCGACGGGUAGUCUGGAUACGAGUGUGCGUAUCUGGGACCCGAAUACGGGACAGUGUCAUGCAAUUCUCCAAGGACAUACUUCAUUAGUUGGGCAGUUACAGAUGAGAGGUGACACUUUGGUUACUGGUGGAUCUGAUGGAUCUGUCCGAGUCUGGUCAUUAACGCGCAUGGCCCCGAUUCAUAGAUUGGCAGCUCAUGACAAUAGCGUGACGAGUCUGCAAUUUGAUAGCACUCGCAUUGUCAGCGGUGGUAGCGAUGGCCGGGUAAAGGUUUGGGAUUUGAAGACUGGACAGUUGCUGCGCGAAUUGUCCACGCCGGCGGAAGCUGUCUGGAGAGUGGCAUUUGAAGAAGAGAAAGCAGUGAUCAUGGCGAGUCGGUCUGGUCGCACCGUGAUGGAGGUCUGGUCAUUUGCGCCACCUCCUGAAGAACUGUUCAGGGAUAGUACGGCGAUCGAAAGUGCAUCAAGCACACCUAGCCUCCGACCGACCCAAGACGAAGAAACAAUGCACCACUACCAUCAAGCGGUCACAGCAUCCGAACCACCUCCUUCAACAUCUCUAGGCGACUCGGGCGAUCAAGCCAUGACAGACGCACCCCAUCAUUAA
Messenger RNA from Talaromyces marneffei, 2154 nucleotides. RefSeq lists its product as uncharacterized. Lineage: Eukaryota; Fungi; Ascomycota; Eurotiomycetes; Eurotiales; Trichocomaceae. Gene Ontology annotation, molecular function: protein binding. The transcript is spliced from 4 exons. The record is from RefSeq and is a predicted model, not a curated record. Bases 1 to 2154 code for a protein of 717 amino acids.